AUGCAGAUCUUCCAGGUAUUUGGAGAUGACAGUUACUUAGAGCAUGCUAGGAAAUCUGCAGAUUGCAUCUGGGAACGAGGAUUGUUGCGUAAAGGAUAUGGCUUGUGCCAUGGCACUGCUGGAAAUGGUUAUGCUCUACUCUACUUUUACCAGGUGACUAAGGAGCCCGAUUACCUUUACCGAGCAGCACAAUUUGCUCGUUGGUGCAGAGAUUAUGGCAAACAUGGUUGCAGAACUCCAGAUAGACCCUUAUCAUUAUUUGAAGCACAAGCUGGAACCAGCUGUUUAACUAAAAACAAGGUGGUUAUUGGUAAUUGGCUACCGACAGUAGAGGAGGAAGCUCCGCUAUCCAAUAUUGUAGAGCUUGAGAGGCUUGAGACAGAGGUGGGUUCUCUUGCUACAGUGGUGGUGUUGUAACCUGUCACACAAGAGCUCUGCUUGCCUUCGAGCAUGGAAUCCCCUCUCCCUUCGCAAUUAGGAGGAAGCAGAGGUUAAUAUUGCAGGACCCCUAGAGUUUUCUGUUUUUGACAAGACCAGUAGGUGUACAGGCAGUCCCCGGGUUACGACGGGGGUUCCGUUCUUGAGACGCGUCGUAAGCCGAAAAUCGUCGUAAGCCGGAACGACGCUUGGAAAUAUGUCUUAAACUAAUAAAAAGUUAUAAAAACCUUACU
Molecule: messenger RNA, 671 nt
Organism: Macrobrachium nipponense
Lineage: Eukaryota; Metazoa; Arthropoda; Malacostraca; Decapoda; Palaemonidae
Product: lanC-like protein 2
Exons: 5
Coding region: 1-417 (138 amino acids)
Biological process (GO): peptide modification; carbohydrate metabolic process
Cellular component (GO): plasma membrane
Source: RefSeq, a predicted model, not a curated record